AUGGACAGUGUUCGUGCCGGACCUUUCGGCCAGCUGUUCCGUCCAGACAACUUUGUCUUCGGCCAAACUGGAGCAGGAAACAACUGGGCUAAAGGUCACUACACUGAGGGAGCUGAGUUGAUUGACUCCGUGCUUGAUGUCGUUCGCAAGGAGGCCGAAGGUUGUGAUUGCCUUCAGGGAUUUCAGCUUUGCCAUUCCCUUGGUGGAGGCACUGGUGCAGGCAUGGGAACACUCUUGAUUUCCAAGGUGCGAGAAGAGUACCCAGACCGUAUCAUGGAAACAUUCUCCGUGAUUCCUUCACCAAAGGUGUCGGACACGGUGGUGGAACCAUACAACGCGGUCUUGAGCUUUCAUCAGUUGGUGGAGAACUCGGAUGAGUCCUUCCUGCUUGACAACGAAGCAUUGUACGAUAUUUGCUUCCGCACUUUGAAGCUGACCACACCAACAUACGGUGACCUGAACCACUUGGUGUCUGCUGCUAUGAGUGGUGUGACCUGCUGCUUGCGUUUCCCAGGACAGCUGAACUGCGACUUGCGCAAGAUUGCAGUGAACCUUGUGCCAUUCCCACGUUUGCACUUCUUCAUGACUGGCUUUGUACCAUUGACCUCCCGUGGUUCUCAGCAGUAUCGUGCACUGACCGUGCCCGAGCUGACCCAGCAGAUGUUCGAUGCCAAGAACAUGAUGUGCGCGGCUGAUCCUCGUCAUGGCCGCUACUUGACGGCAGCCGCCCUGUUCCGAGGCCGCAUGUCCACCAAGGAGGUUGACGAGCAAAUGUUGAACGUUCAGAACAAGAACUCUUCCUACUUUGUUGAGUGGAUCCCCAACAACAUCAAGGCAUCCGUGUGCGACAUCCCACCAAAGGGUCUCAAGAUGGCAGUGGCGUUUGCGGGUAACUCCACUGCGAUUCAGGAGAUGUUCAAGAGGGUGGCAGAGUACUUCACUGCCAUGUUCCGCCGAAAGGCUUUCUUGCACUGGUACACUGGUGAGGGUAUGGACGAGAUGGAGUUCACUGAGGCCGAGUCCAACAUGAACGAUUUGGUCUCUGAGUACCAGCAGUACCAGGAUGCCACUGCUGAAGAAGAGGGUGAGUUCGAUGAGGAAGAGGGUGAAUAUGAUGGAUGA
This is a messenger RNA of Cladocopium goreaui, 1122 nucleotides long. NCBI's taxonomy places the organism in Eukaryota, Dinophyceae, Suessiales, Symbiodiniaceae. The record is from the annotation of a GenBank genome assembly.